Messenger RNA from Elaeis guineensis (African oil palm), 3202 nucleotides. The record is from RefSeq and is a predicted model, not a curated record. NCBI's taxonomy places the organism in Eukaryota, Viridiplantae, Streptophyta, Magnoliopsida, Arecales, Arecaceae.
GAAAGGGGCUCUCUCCGCUUGCGCAUUCCGCAACCGUAUGUUUCUCCCCCUGGUUCCCAUUUUGCCCCUUCUCUUCAUUGCCUCUUCUUGCUCCUCUCUCGCUCCCCCACCCGCCCUUUCCCCCUCUCUUCGUGGAAAUCGCCUAAUGGAUUGGCUCGCCGGAUGAUUUUGCUCUAAUUGGGGCCUGGAUCUCGUCUCCGAGUACCGUCUUAGGUCGCGAGAGCUCGUCCUCUGAUGGUUUUCUAGAGUUCCAGACGAGUUAGGGUUUUGGAGCGAGUGCGGGAGCCGAAUUGAGUGAUUUCGGCUGUUGAUUUGUUUAAUUGGUGGCGUGAUUCGGAGGUUUUUGCUCUUUACGAUGGCUUGAGAAAGAUAGAGAAAAGCGAGUGGUGGAAAGCACUAGUGAAUCAUGGGGACCAGCGAGAGUGACGCGCCGCCGAAGGCGCCGAAGACAUCAGGGGCGCAGGAGCAGCCUCCAGCCACAAGCUCCAGUCCUACCACCACUAUGUACCCAGACUGGUCGGGAUUUCAGGCAUACUCUCCAAUUCCGCCGCAUGGGUUCUUUCAUUCUCCUGUGGCCUCAAGUCCCCAGGCUCAUCCUUACAUGUGGGGUGCUCAGCACCUCAUGCCUCCAUUUGGGACCCCACCACCUCCAUAUGUUAUGUAUCCUCAUGGAGGGUUAUAUGCUCAUCCAUCUAUUCCACCGGGUUCUCACCCUUUUGGUCCCUACGCUGUUCCUUCCACAAAUGGCAAUCCUGAGGCUUCUGGGGCUGUGACUACGGGAAUGGAAGGUGAUGGUAAGUCAUCUGAAGGUAAGGAAAGGAGUCCUAUCAAGAGAUCAAAGGGAAGUUUAGGAAGUUUAAACAUGAUUACGGGAAAGAACAACGAUCUGGGUAAAACAUCAGGAGCAGCCAAUGGUGUCUUCUCUCAAAGCAGUGAAAGUGGAAGUGAAGGUUCGAGCGAUGGAAGUGAUGUAAAUUCUCAGAAUCUUUUACAGGACUCGCAAGCAAAGAUGUGUGGUGGACGGGAUUCUUUUGAUGCAGAGGUAUCCCAAAAUGAUACCACUGCCCGUGGUUCUCAGAAUGGAGUAUCUCGUGCACCAACACAGGCAGCAGCAAGUCAAACCAUUCCGAUAAUGCCUAUGCCAGUUGCUGGUGUGCCUGGAAUGGUUGCUGGCCCCACCACAAACUUAAAUAUAGGGAUGGACUACUGGAAUGCAUCAAACCCACCAACCAUCCCUCCAGUUCGUGGGAAGGCCCCUGCAGCCACAGUUGCAGGGGCAAUGGUUCCUGGUGGGCUUGUUGGAUCUCGGGAGAAUGUUCCAUCAGAGCUUUGGAUACAGGAUGAAAGAGAACUCAAAAGGCAGAAAAGAAAGCAGUCAAACAGGGAAUCUGCACGUCGGUCCAGGUUGCGCAAACAGGCGGAGUGUGAAGAACUUGCUCGACGUGUUGAGGCUUUGAAAGAGGAAAAUACUGCCCUAAGAGCAGAAGUAGACAGGAUGAGGAAGGACUAUGAACAGCUUCUUGCUCAAAAUGCCUCUCUCAAGGAGAAACUUGGGGAACCCACUAAAGGAUCAGAAGAUGCAAAACUUGAUGAGAACAACCAAGAUUCUGUUGAUGACACUCAAAAGCACUCAGAUUCUAUUGUGAAAGCAGGGCAACCAGAUUCUGCACCAAGUGGUUGCUGAGACCACAACUGCUUCAUACCAUUUUCUGGAUCAUAACCUGACUAGAAUUUGACCAUGCCCACAUCACAUAGUAUUUUUAAAUGAAGAUUAAAAUAUGAUGCAGUAAAUUACUACUAGGUAGCCAUGUUGUUGAUGCUGACCUCUCUAAGCAUGGUUCCUGUUAUUAUUUUGCCUUGACUGAUCUUUUAACAGUCAAGUCAAGCAGGACGUGUUGGAACCAAGUCUGGCCCUUGUCUUUUAAAAGGAAGGCUUGUGACCUUUUUCGCUCCUUAUCUACUGUGGAUGCCUUAUGGUUUGAUGCAAUGUAUAAUUAGUGAGAGUUAAUUAUUUACCACUAUGUAAUAGAAGUUUUAUAUAGACAAACAUUUCUUAAUGUAGUAUGUAAACACUGUCAAAUAAUAGAACUAUGAUCGAGUUGUGAUUUGCUGGUCCUUGUUGAAGAUCUUAGUGGUGCUUUAAAGGUGUACCAGAAGAUGAAGACAUCGAAAACAUGUGAUAUGCUUCUUCUUUUUUUUUUUCCCCUGAAAGUUUUUCUGUCUGUGAAAUAAAUUUCCUAGAUGUGAUAUUGAAGCCCUCCAUGAAUGCAGAAAGCAUGAAUUCCUUGGGUGACUGGUGGAAUUCAAAACAGUCUAGAUUGGAUGAUUAUUUUACUUCUGAAAUCAUUUUCAGGUGUCCAGGUCGCUGGAGGAAUUUUCAAGCAUUUCAGCUCUCUGCAAGUUGAAUCUGACAAUAUCUCAACUUAAUAAUAUAUUCUGAUUCAAUUGAAAUCAGAAAGAAGCAGAAACGUUGGAGGAAAAGAACAAUCUACUUGUUGGUGACCUUGGGAGUGGUAGAUGUUGUUCCAUUAAAAAUUGGUUUGUUGCCUUUAGCACUUGUCAGGCACCCAAGUGCUGAUGACCAUCAUAUAUUUCAGAGCAUGGAUGAUACAAACAGGACAUAUGAAGGUGACCCAUAGCAGGAACCCUGAUGUUAUACUUGUAAAUAAUCCUCUGGAAAGUAGACUGCAGGAGCUAUGUAGCAUGGAUCUAAAGAUACAUUCACAGAACGUACAGAAGGUGGCUGUAACAUAUGAGUGGUAGAAUGUGUGAUGGUUUUGCUGCCGCAGCUGGACUUGCGUGGGAACAAAUGGCUGCAGUGGUUUUGUUAGGUGAGUAGAUGACGUCAUCUCCAGAACUCCAUUUAUAACAUUAUAGCUGAUUGAGGAUCCAGAACCUUGCAUUUCCUGCACAACAUAAAUGUUCUCCAGAAGAGAUGACUAAUGAGAGGCUGAGCUGAUAUUGUCGGAGCCAUUAUUAGCAAGCCUGGUGUCAGGUACACAACCAUAGUGGACCUUAUGACAACCCAUCUCCCUGUUUGUGCUUAUUUCUCCAAUAUUAUGUUGAGUUUCUUAUAUGUCAAAUGAUGGUGGAAACUUCUGCUUGACAGCUAGGUUCAUGCCUUUUACAUAAUUGUUCUAUUACCAGGUUUUUGUGCAUGGUCUAGCAAUUUUUGAUGGUUCAGAAUGCAAAAUAGACUAUU